Messenger RNA from Cercopithifilaria johnstoni, 794 nucleotides. The record is from the annotation of a GenBank genome assembly. Lineage: Eukaryota; Metazoa; Nematoda; Chromadorea; Rhabditida; Onchocercidae.
AUGCUUACUCGUCACUGCUAUAUUACUGUGUUAUUUCUGGUAUUGCCCAUAACCUGUCAGGAAAGAAAUACGACAUAUAAGGCCGAUAUAAGAGAUGAGAAUCACAAGGUUAUGAAAUACAUAGCAGUUACACUAUUUAUCAUUUUCCUACUUUAUGGUAUUACUAGUAAUACAGUAAUGGCGAUCUCAUUAUUCCGUCGUGGAAAAGAGCGUUAUUAUGGCCGUGGAUUUCUUCUCAUCUCAAUACAACUGAUUAUUUGCAAUUUCAUGGCUUUUCAACCACAAAUGUUUCAUGUAUUGCCUGAAAUAUUACAAACUGAAAACAAGUCAAAUGCAAACACAACGGCAUGGAUUGGCAUUGCAUUCGCAAACUGCAAGAGUUUUUCAUUCUUUGCUAUACUAAAUUUUUCAUUAUUACUGGCACUGAAUCGUUUUGUGGCAAUAGCUUUACCAAAAUGCAACGAUAUUUUCGAAUCAAGAAGGCUAUACUUUCUAAUCGCUUUCGUGUGGUUAUCACUUUUAGCGGUACAAACUGCAGAUUCUUAUUAUUGCAUCAGAAAAUUCAAUGUCUGGAACUUAUCUUGGGUAAAAUACUAUGCAAAGUCUGGAGCAAAACAUUGGUUGAGGGUACGUAAUAUUUGGAAGCUAACCAUACCGAAUGCAAUGUUUGUUAUGUAUUUUGCAAUAUUCUGCAACGUACGUCGCAAGCGUCGAAGAAUUUCGGCCAAUGAAAAUGAAACGAAUGGUAUGGAUAUUAGCCAUUAUGAGUGGUCCAUGUUAACGCAGGCUGUGUG